This is a messenger RNA of Aphanomyces astaci, 1315 nucleotides long. RefSeq lists its product as hypothetical. Gene Ontology annotation, molecular function: zinc ion binding; metalloendopeptidase activity. The record is from RefSeq and is a predicted model, not a curated record. The transcript has a single exon. The coding region runs from base 73 to 1266 and encodes 397 amino acids. NCBI's taxonomy places the organism in Eukaryota, Oomycota, Saprolegniomycetes, Saprolegniales, Verrucalvaceae. Gene Ontology annotation, biological process: proteolysis.
GUAGAUCCUCAUGCGAGUCGGGAGCGUCUGCAUGUUCAUUCUUGAAUCGACCACCCCCUGGUCAGCACCAUCAUGCGCGUCUUUGCCCUUGCUGUGGCGUUCGUGGCUGCUGUCGAUGCCUUCAAGCCCGACAGCAAUAGUUGUGUGACCGAGGAAGCCGGCCUCGGCCUCGGCGGCGAGUACAUGCACCACAAGCAGGCCAAGUACGUCAUCGGCGAGCCGUACGCAGCGGGGUCGUACUACCGCUACUGCUUCAAGGGGAAACUCACGUGCCAUCGCGACGCCGGCAUCGCCGACUUGCCCAUGCCCAAGGCCGAGAACUGUUCCGAGGUGCUCCAGAAGCGCAAGCUCGGGUACUUUGUCGAUCCACAACACACGGCGUUAUGGCCACAUCAAACAUUGUGCUACGGCAUCAAGCGCGACGACUUUUCGGACAGCGAGAACAAGAUCAUCGACGACGGCCUCACGUACCUCCGCACGACCGGGCUCACGUUUCUCACGUUGGACGAGUGCAAGGCCGCGCCGAACGCCGACAAGCUGUGCGGCGGCUGCGUCGACUACGUCCACGUGAACAAGAAGGACCCAAACCGGUGUUCGGCGCGCGUGGGCUGGGCCAAGAUCGGUCCCCAGCCGCUCAACCUCGGCACGCCAUGCUUUGUCGUCGGGAAAGGCACGGUCGUGCACGAAUUCCUCCACAGUUUGGGUGUAUUCCACGAGCACACCAACCCGUCGGCCAACCUGAUCGUGCACGACAUGCAGCGCGGGGCCCAAAACUACCUCCCCAAGGCGCAAGCGCUGUACACAGAUUACGACAGCCACAGCAUCAUGCAUUACCCGCAGGUCCGCGGCGUUUGCAUCCCCCUUGCGCGGAACGACGGCAAAAGAUGGUGUGGCCCGCACGAAUCCAAAUCGCUUGGGUGUGUAGAGCCAAGGGCCAAGGACUGUGACGUGGAAGCGUCGAAACCGUUUGGACAGCGCAAAAAGAUGAGCCAGGGCGACUUUGCCACGAUCACCAACAUGUACGGGUGUGCGAAGACAGGCAAAAAUGCCACAAUAGAAUUUUUGAGGAACAAGCUAGCGAAGAAGGGCGCGAUCCAUAACGCGGCGCUUGAGACUGGGGCGGCGAAACGCUUCGACAAGUCGUUGGCAAAGGUGCACAAGGCACGCGCAGAUGCCAAGGCCGCCAAGAAGGCCGCGAAGAGGGCCGCAAGGAAGAAGAGGGGGAAGAAGAAGGCAAAGAAGGGGGGAAAGAAGAAGGCAAAGUAGAGCAAUGGCCACGUAAUAAUAUUAUAUCUCAAAGAGGUCUUUGUGGAUA